Messenger RNA from Triticum aestivum (bread wheat), 502 nucleotides. RefSeq lists its product as uncharacterized. The transcript is spliced from 4 exons. The record is from RefSeq and is a predicted model, not a curated record. Bases 1 to 450 code for a protein of 149 amino acids. Gene Ontology annotation, molecular function: protein binding. NCBI's taxonomy places the organism in Eukaryota, Viridiplantae, Streptophyta, Magnoliopsida, Poales, Poaceae.
AUGGCUGAUGACUGUUCCUUUAGCCACAACUUUGAUUUGAACAAUACAUGCUCGAAGAAUGAAUGUUUGAUUCCUCUUCAGGAGCUACUAAAAUCAUCUGCUUUUCUAGUUGAUGAUAGCUGUGUCCUUGGUGUUAAGAUAUUGAAAAUUAAAUUAUUUUCUACUGAAAAGAAGGCUGCUGUGGUUCCGAAGAAGGUUACCACAGUACAGAACCUUUUUAUCCAGAAGAAAGGGCUCAUCAAAGGGACCUACACCUGGAUCAUGGACAACUACCACGAAUUGGACUCGAAGCACUUUGUUUGUUCUCCUACAUUCGAAGUUGGUGGACAUAAAUGGCAUGUUGGCCUGUAUCCGCAUGGUCGCAGACACAUCACCAACCAUGUCUCCUUGUUCUUAUACCUGGAGUCCUCGGAUAAGCUCUGUGACGAGUCUGGGAAGGCAGUUGAAUAGACUCUGUGCAUCUUGGACCAAAAGAACGGGAAACACUCCACCAUAACUUCAG